GUCCGAGCAGAACCACUGCGUCUAUCGCAUUGGCGACGAGGUGCUCCAAGCCACGGACAUAGCGGAGUGAGUGCUGGAUUUCGACGGGGUUGUGGAGGACGUUGAUCCGGUAUCACCCUCUCCAUAGAUAGGUAGGUGCAGGCAGGUCUACUGUUGUAAUUUGCCAUGUGCUGGUGAUACCGUAAAAACUUUACCCGGAAAUUCAUUUGCAGCGGCUAUGGAGAAACCAGAGGAAUAACGUCUGAUACUAACUAAUUCUCCUAAUAAUUUAUUAAUUUUGAGAGUAGAGACUACAUAAUACGAGUAGCAGUGCUGAACUUCCGAACAUAUGUCACCAGCCAGCGAAGACUUAUACGUAUGAAUAUAAAAUUUAUGCUAAAACGCUGGCUUCAGUCUGCAGCGACCAUGCCAAAGUACUCGUGUCUCACAUCCGAACCUGGCACUGCGCGGCAGCCAUCGGUAUGCUGUUUAUAAUCCUAUGAAUGGUAAGUACCCGAGUUCGGCUUAUCUUUACGGCUUUUCGUAAUGGCCCACUCACUUGGUUUUUCCGGAGACUUACUUGGCAUGCGGCCUAGCGCUGACUGUUUACGUUAUCCCGAGUCCCUCCGCCAGCAGAGCGGCGUCAAUUGCGAAAUGUUAUGGCGAGAUCGACAUAAUGAUAAACUGGAUCUUUUCGUACCACAGAACUCGCUACAAUAAUCAUUUUACAUUGAUUGACAUGGCCAUAGUAGCGUCCAACCGGGGAUGGAGGGGGAGCGCUUGUUAUUCACCUUCUGGCCCCUUAUCAGUGUCAAUCUACCAGGGUCGCUGGUGUCCUGGUAGGAUGUUUGGAAGAGUUAUGACGAGGGAUCGACCCGGUCCAUAUUCCGUCUAGGUUCAGUUUGUCGGCGACACGGAUGCAGAACGGUCGUGUGCAGCUGCUACGCCACAUUUGAACGUCAAAAGCCGGCGUCUUAGGAUAGUUGUACAGUGUUCUUCCGCCAACAUGCUGUCCGUCUGUCUUCUUCUACUUGCAUCAGCGGUCUCUACAGCAUCUGGUCUAUCCUGCCACGAGCUGCACACGCCCUCCCAGAACGCCGUGGUCUCCCUGGGAGAGACGCCUGCCGGCAGCGACCAGUGCAGUGGCGAUCUGUUCAAGUGCUCGUCCGUCUCACAGACCUGCCUCAACUCUGGCCGCCGCUGCGCCGGCGGCUGCGACUCUGAGGCCUGCCUGCCGUUCGCCAGUCUCUGUGAUGGUGUGGACGAUUGUAGGGCGCUGUCCGGCGGCGGCGAGGGGUCCGGCUCGGCAGACGAGGAGCACUGUUUGUCGAUCCUGAGAACCUACCGCCUCACCCUGGGGGCCUCCAUCGACAACGGCCGCUUCAUGGCGUUCCAGGUGAGCCUGCAGACGUGCGCCGCCUACUGUUUCUUCCACCCGUCCUGCUCCAUGUUCAGUUACGCCGCGUCUGGCGGCCGCAGCUGCAAGAUCGGCUGCGACGACUGCGGCUGGCGCACGUUCACACAUCAGCAGAGCAACGCCAACCUCUACAACGCGACGGCGGCGACGAGCCUGCUGCGCUCCCGGCUGCAGUCUGCGCACCCGGGGACUCCAUCCAACCCGUCUGAGGCGAGCCCACUGCCGGCUCCUGGGACCUGCGGCCUCCGCACUAUUUCCGGGCCUGACACGUCCCAUUUUGAGCUGGCCGUGUUCGGCGAGGACCUCGGCCUUCCCGGCUUCGGGCCGCGCCUCGCUGCCGCCGCCGACCUGCGGGUGGUGGGUCUGGAGGGCCGCAGGGCCGCCUAUGGAGAGUACCCGUGGAUGGCGCAGCUGCAGGUGCGCGAGGGGCGCUACUUUGAGCACCACUGCGGCGCCGUUGUGGUUGCGGAGAGGUAUGUGGUGACGGCGGCACAUUGUCUGGAACAUGCCAGGAGCAUGUAUCAGGUGGUGGUGGGGCAGUUUGACCGCGGACAGCUCGACGAACAGGAGCAGACCUUCGCCAUCCAGGAGAUGAUUCUUCAUCCUGGCUUCGUGAACCAGGCGCAGGCAUCGGUGGGCUACCCGAACGAUAUCGCCAUUCUGAAGCUGCUCCCUCGCAGAGACAGAGGAAUCAUCUUCAGUGACAAGGUUCAGCCACUGUGUAUCACGGAGCCGACGCCGGGUGCCGAGCUCCCGGAGAGCUGCGUGGUCUCCGGCUGGGGCUACACCAACCCGGAGGGCGGGCUCGCCGAGGUACUGGCCGGCUCCCCGGUGCCCACCGUCUCCCGGGCCUUCUGCGAGAGCCGCCACGGCUACGGAGACAACUUUGACGGCGACAUUCAGGUGUGCGCCGGCAACCUCACCGGCGGCGUCGACUCCUGCGAGGGAGACUCAGGUGGGCCUCUGGCGUGCUACGAAGCCGAGGCCGCCGAGCCACACUGGUAUCUGGCGGGGAUUGUAUCGUUCGGUGACGGCUGCGGCAAGCCGCUCAAACCGGGGGUGUAUACGCGAGUGGCGGCCUUCUACGACUGGAUCGUCCGUACGCUGAACUAUCUGGAGAGCACUGGCGAGUGACGUCUGCGAUAACGGCAGAAACGGUGUCACAGCUACCCGGACAAUGUUUAGGGAACGGUUUGGACAAUGGACACCUUUAAGCAAUAACUAUGCAUCUUUCCAAAUUUCGUCAGCAUUGUUUUUUCUAGUAGCGUAGCCAUUCUUACUUUUUAGUUGUAGGAACUGAUGUUUUUUUAGGAUAUUAUUGUAUUUCAUUGUAUCAUGAUUGUAUAUGAUUAUUUGUCGAGGAUCAAUGGCUUUUAGGUUAGGUAUUUACCAAUAUUGUUGCACAAGUAUUGUAAAUAUGUGAAUUGUGAAUACAUGUGAUGCGCUCUCA
This is a messenger RNA of Amphibalanus amphitrite, 2846 nucleotides long. RefSeq names its product transmembrane protease serine 2-like. NCBI's taxonomy places the organism in Eukaryota, Metazoa, Arthropoda, Thecostraca, Balanomorpha, Balanidae. The record is from RefSeq and is a predicted model, not a curated record. Gene Ontology annotation, molecular function: serine-type endopeptidase activity. The coding region runs from base 986 to 2530 and encodes 514 amino acids. Gene Ontology annotation, biological process: proteolysis. The transcript is spliced from 4 exons.